CAAUCGUUGCUGUCGUUUUGUUCGAUAGGAACAAGAAGACAUGAUUUUGAAGAUGAAAAAAUUCUUGUUUGGCUUCAGAUCCAGCGGGAGAGCAACCGUCAUAGCUAUUUUGGUUCUUGUUCUAAUCGUCAACUUCCAUGCAAAGUUUGGAUUGGAGACUUUGAAUACUCCCGAGGACUUUGCAACCAUCACCAAGAAGAUCAAUACCAAGGUUAUGCUCAAGAAGUAUAAUGAUAUAGAUGCCUACAGAGUUAAAGAGGUUUACCAACGGGGAGAUUUGAGAUCAAGAUUAGCUCAGGCAUUCCCUUAUACCAAAAGCCCUGAGCCUCUACAGAAGAAUAUCUGGCAGCUUUGGAAGACAAAGAUUUUUGAAGAACUGGAGGAGAAACUGCAAGAGUACGUCCAAACUUUCAAAGACCAGGAAGCACCUGAAAAGGGCUCUUUCAAUUACACAUUGUUUGCCAACUCAGAACAGAGUGACAUGGUGAAAGAUAUGUUUGCAGAAGUACCAGAAGUGUGGCAAGCUUAUGAGAAACUGCCUAAGAUUAUCUUGCAGGCAGAUUUUAUGAGAUACCUUGUCAUAUACGCAAGAGGUGGUAUGUACUCUGACGUUGAUACCUCCUUAACGUUGGAUGCACAAGAUUGGCUAACGUACAAAAACCCAAUAUAUGACAGGGAAAACCAAAUUGGAUGUGUUGUUGGAGUGGAAUCAGAUUCUGAUGACUUGGAUUGGCAAAGAAAUUGGACACCUCGUCGCUUACAAUUUUGCCAAUGGACGUUACAAGCGAAAAGAGGACAUCCAGUCUAUAGAGAUUUGAUUGCAAGAAUCACAGAAACCACGUUGAACAACUACGACGAAGAAUCCGGGAAUUUGACUAUUGGCGAAAAGACUUAUAAUAUUAACAACGACUCGCCAUCGAGAUUCUCUGCGAUAUUGGAGUGGACUGGACCAGCCGUCUUCACAGAUACUGUUUUCAAUUAUAUGAAUGAGGUCUACAAGUGGAGCGAGCAGCUUUACGGAAUGGACUUCUACAAUGAAGGAAUGGUUGAUCCAAAUAGACCUUUACAUCUACAGGAUAAGAUAAGAUACCACAUGCUAAGGGAGAGCACACAUAAUGAAUAUGACCCAAUAGCUUCACCUUUGGGCUGGCAGAACUUCACAUACCUAGAAGAGCCUGUCUUGUUCGACGACGAUUUGUUGAUCCUACCUGUAAGGUUCUUCCGUGGUAAAAAAGGCGAGAGGGAUGAUUAUACCCACCAUCACUUCAAGGGAACAUGGAAGAACGAUUGAUAUGUAAUAACAAUUAAAAUGCAUUUAUAAGAAGUGAAUAACAGUAUGAGAUACUACCUCAUAAAUCCUACAUUAUAUAAGCCCGUUUUCAAUUGAAGUUAAAGAUCCCACCAAACUCUUGAGAUAGUGUCAUAUAAAACACGGUCACUAUCUUGGAAGCUUUUGAUAAAUGAAUGGUACUUUUCAUCCUUUUGAGCACCGAUAAUAUUAUAGGCACACAUUGCAGUACCACCGCAUAACCCAGCCUUUUGCGAGAUGAAUUCAGCAACUUCACCCAAAUCGUUUUGCUUGUCCAGCUCUUGCGGUUUAGGUACAAUGAUGUCGAUGAGAUUUGUUCUAGCACGUAGGAAUUGAUUCUUAUUUUUGAAAGAGCUGUAGAACUUUUUAGAAGUCUCCUCU
This is a messenger RNA of Williopsis jadinii, 1690 nucleotides long. RefSeq lists its product as uncharacterized. The transcript has a single exon. Gene Ontology annotation, biological process: protein N-linked glycosylation. Gene Ontology annotation, molecular function: alpha-1,6-mannosyltransferase activity. The record is from RefSeq and is a predicted model, not a curated record. Gene Ontology annotation, cellular component: mannan polymerase complex. The coding region runs from base 41 to 1291 and encodes 416 amino acids. Lineage: Eukaryota; Fungi; Ascomycota; Saccharomycetes; Phaffomycetales; Wickerhamomycetaceae.